CGCACCGAGGGCUGAGACGAAGAUGCCGCCAGCAACGUGCUGAGGCGCUCCUCACUAUCAUCUUCCUCCCCGCGCCCCGCAUCUCUCUCUUCCUCCUCUCUCUCUCUCUCUCUCUCUCUCUCUUCUCGCCAUGGAGGCAUCUCUCGCCUCUCCUUCCGCCCUAAUGCCCACUCUCCUCCCCCGCUCCGAAGGGAAGAAGUCCUUUGAGCCCAACACCGAAGCCAUCAAGCAGAGGCUCCUCCGCAAGGGCGUCUUCCCCACUCCCAAGAUACUGCACGCCAUCCGCAAGAAGGAAAUCCAGAAAGCCCUCCGCCGAGACAAGAAAGAAGCUCUCAAGGACGAACCCCUGCCCCUCUCUGCGUCCCAGAGGCAGGCCCUGGAGGAGGAGGCCCACUUCCGCACCGUCUCCGCCGAGUACCGCGCCGUGAGGGAGGAGCUCCGACGGAGGAACGAGAAGGCGCUAGCGCUCGCCGGGAAGCCGUGGGAGAGGUCGGAUAAGGUCGAUUUGAGAGGGCUUAUGAGCUUGAAGGAGGAGUGUGGUGAGGGGAGGCUGAAAGGCGAGCACUUGGUGGAGCUGAGGGAGAUGCUCGCCGAGAGGAAUGGAGAGAGGUUCCGGUGGCUUCUGGAUGACGACGUGGAAGAGGUGGGAGGUGUCGUGGAUAAACGAGAGAUGAAGCAGGUUCCUUGGAAACAAAAUCUCGGAGAUGAAGAGAAGAUUCAGUUGCUCAUAAAAAGACUAAGCAGCACAGACCUUAAUUUGCACGACUGGAAGUUUUCAAGGUUGAUGAAGCAGUCGGGUUUAUUCUUUACUGAAAUGCAUUUGCUUAAAAUACUUGAAGGGCUUGGGGCUCUUGGAAAUUGGAGCCAAGCAUUGUCUGUUGUGGAAUGGGUCCAUAAUCAAAAACGUUACAAACAUCGGAAAAGCAGGUUUGUAUACACAAAACUUUUAGCAGUUCUUGGGAAGGCAAGGAAGCCCAGUGAAGCUCUUCGUAUUUUUAAUGUGAUGCGAGAAGAUGGCCAGAUAUAUCCUGAUAUGGCUGCAUACCACAGUAUUGCUGUGACACUCGGCCAAGCUGGUCUUCUAAAUGAGUUAAUGACCAUAGUUGAGUGUAUGAGGCAGAAACCUUCCAAAAGGAUUAAAAAUAUGAACCGCAGAAACUGGGAUCCAUGCUUGGAACCUGACAUCGUCAUAUAUAAUGCUGUGCUAAAUGCUUGUAUCCCAUCUCAUCAGUGGAAAGGAGUAUUUUGGGUGUUGGAGCAGAUAAGGUUUAGUGGUUUAAAGCCUACAGGAGCAACUUUUGGGUUAGCCAUGGAGGUGAUGCUGAGAGCGGGGAAACAUAAUUUUGUCCACAAUUUUUUCGAAAAGAUGCAAAAAAGUGGACUACCUCCAAAAGCUUUAACGUAUAAAGUUAUUGUGAGGACCUUUUGGGAAGAGGGUAAAGUAGAUGAAGCAGUUGAGGCAAUUAGGGAUAUGGAAAAGAGAGGAGUGGUUGGAGCAGCUUGUGUUUAUUACGAGCUAGCAUGUUGCCUUUGUAAUAAUGGGAGGUGGAAAGAUGCAAUGAUGGAGGUUGAGAAGCUGAAAAGUCUUCCUCUUACUAAACCACUGGAGGUAGCAUUCACUGGCAUGAUUCUGUCGUCAUUGGAUGGCGGAUACAUCUAUGACUGCAUUUCAAUUUUUGAACACAUGAAAGAUCACUGUGCUCCUAAUAUUGGAACUGUAAAUGCAAUGCUGAAAGUUUAUGGUCACAGUGAUAUGUUCGCAAAAGCAAAAGAACUGUUUGAAGCCACUAAGGCUACUGUUUCUAGUUUUAAAUCCUAUACUGGCAAUGAUUCAUCACUUGAGCUAGAUGCAUACUCAUACAGCUCUAUGCUUGAGGCAUCUGCUUCUGCACACCAAUGGGAAUACUUUGAGUAUGUGUACAAGGAGAUGGCCCUCUGUGGGUGCCAACUAGAUCAAAGAAAACACGCAUGGUUACUGGUUGAAGCAUCCAGACAUGGAAAGUGGCAUUUAUUGGAGCAUGCAUUUGAUAUGAUUCUGGAAGCUGGAGAAAUUCCUCAUGUAUCACUUUUCACUGAAAUGAUAUGUCAGACCAUUGGUCAACAAAAUUUCAAAAGUAUUGUAAGUCUCAUUAAUGGUAUGGCUUAUGCUUCAUUGAAAGUAAGUGAAAUUCAAUGGCUGAACCUCUUCCAGAUAAACAUGGAUAGAUUCAGCAAGGAUAAAUUGUGUGACCUAUUGAACCAUAUAAGUAGUUGUGAUCUUGUGAUAGAAGACCCUGUCCCGAAUUUUCUGAAAGCACUGCAAUCUUUCUGUGGCAUGAAAUUGUUGGACACCACUGUACUCACUGAUACCAGUGAUGUUUCAGCAGUAACUCCUGCUGUCACUGGUAAUGACGAGGGUGACAAUAAUUGUGACGAGAUUCAGGCUCAUAUUCCCGGUAAAAUGCUUAUGGAUGAUGAUGGCAGCCCGUUGUGUAGCCAGGAAGAUUCCCUCGUGUCAGAGAGACCUCUUGACCGAACUGAGGGAAGCCAUAGCAUGAGCAUUAGCUUGCAAGAAAGAGUUAAUAAUGUGGCAUCUAGCUCAUUUGCUGGGAAUGAAGGCAAUGAACUGCACUCAGUUUUUCAUGGCUGCACAGAGACCCCUAUAACUGAUGCAGCACUGAACUCACUAACAGCCGACACAGGCAGGCCUUUCUCAGAGUUGCCAUCGGCAUCAGAGAUACUGGAAACUUGGAAGCAAGACAGGUUGAAGGAUGGUAUAUUUCCAUUUCAAUGUUGAAUAUAAAGCUCGUUAUUUGGUGAUGAGGGAUGGUGUGAAUAGCGGCAAUGUUUCCUCCAAUAUCAACCACGGAUUAUCAUUUCAUGUAGGGUUUAUCUGAUCCUUUUUCAUACAACAAUUUGUUAACACUGUUUAUCUAUAUUCUGAUUAACCAAGCUUCUUAUGUAUUAUGAAAAUAUGAAGCUCCUUAUCAAAUGCCUUGUAAAUUGUUCUGUCAAGGAAUUUUUCAGACACUGAAAAUAUAUUUGAUUUGUUGCUGUCAUUUU
This is a messenger RNA of Phoenix dactylifera (date palm), 3042 nucleotides long. The record is from RefSeq and is a predicted model, not a curated record. Lineage: Eukaryota; Viridiplantae; Streptophyta; Magnoliopsida; Arecales; Arecaceae.